AUGUAGAAUAAUAAAUAAAAUCAACCAUGCCCUAAAUCACUGAGAACGAAGGAAAGCACAAUAACUAAGCAUUCAGAAGCAUUUAGUAUAGGAGAAUCGAGAUUACUAGAUCCAAAGGAAAAUUUAGAAUUGUAAGUUCUACGAUAUCCCCAUCCUCAUUUAUAUCAGAAUCCCAGUGUUCAACUAAUGCCCAGCUUUUCAAACUUCUUAUUUAGCAAUUAAUAUAAUACAACCAUAGCUGAUCAAUUAUUACAAGCUUAAAUAUUGCCUCAAAGUAAUGCUUUCUAGGUUAUGCCCUUGAAGAGUUUGGCAGCUGAGGGAAUGCGAAUAGUUUGUGAAAUUGAUAUUCUAAUGUUGAGACACUAUUAUCAUUUAAGAGAAUAAAUUUUUAACAAACACAAUUAAACAGCAUCAAAAAGAAUGGAUAACAACUCCAAUCAAAUUGAUUGGAUCAAAGGAAGAUUCUAAUAUCGAUUUAAAGAAAAGAUUAGUAAAAUGAUGUGUAAAUUGGUGGACGAAGUUAAAUCACUUUUAAAUAAUAAGACUGAGGAUGAUCAAUAAAUCAAUAUCGAGAAAUUAAGAUUCUUACCAGAGGAACUAAUCUAGCUUGAUAAGGAACUGAAGGAAAAGAGAGAAGAUUCAUCUGAAUAUUUGGAUCCAUAUGAGGUUUGUAGAAGGAUUGCAAAGCUUAUAGAGAUGUAUUUUAGGAGUUCUGAUUAGUGA
Molecule: messenger RNA, 723 nt
Organism: Paramecium tetraurelia
Lineage: Eukaryota; Ciliophora; Oligohymenophorea; Peniculida; Parameciidae
Exons: 3
Source: RefSeq, a predicted model, not a curated record